AUGUCCAACGUCUUCGACAGCCAGACGUCCUCCGUAGAGUCCUCGCAACAUCCGCUUAGCGGUCUGUGGAAGCCUACCCACCUCCAACGCCUACACUAUGGACCGGAGACUGUCAAGAACCAUCUGCUUUCAUGUCUCCCACAGGAGUCUUCCAAGGCGUUCAUCGUAACCGGAUCGUCGUUGGCGAACAAGACAUCCUUGAUCAAGCAAGUGGAAGAGCUUCUGGGUAGCAAGCACCAUGCCGGAACCUUCAGCAAAAUUGGACAGCAUGCACCGAUCGCCCAGCUGGACGAGGCAACGGAGCUGGUGAUGAAAGACGAGAGUAUCGACACCAUCAUCAGCGUGGGCGGCGGAAGCCCGAUCGAUUCUGCAAAGGCGAUCUCAUACCGCCUCAACGAGAGGCAGAAGGGCAAAUUCCUGCACCAUAUUUCGAUACCUACGACGAUCAGUGCUGCAGAGUGCACGCUUGGCGCUGGCUAUACGAAUGAGAAUGGCAUGAAGACUGGAGUUGCGCACCCUCGACUUGCACCCAAUGUCAUCCUGUACGAUGCCAAGUUUGUUCUGGAGACUCCACCAUGGCUAUGGAUGAGCACUGGCAUGAGAGCGAUGGAUCAUGCGAUGGAGUUGAUGUACCAUCCAACGUCUACCGAGAUGCCGUGCAGGUGGAUGUGUUUGUUCGCGGCAGGCGAGCUGUUCAAGUAUUUGCCCAAGUACAAGGAGAAUCCGAAGGAUGAGGAUGUCAUCACCCGGCUGCAGCUGGCGGCGUUCGCCUCUCUGGGCUUCCUUGCGCUGAACGUGAAGGGAGGACUCGGCUUGUCGCAUGGGCUUGGUUAUGCCCUUGGCUCUCCAUACCAAAUUCCACAUGGCAUCACGUCUUGCCUAACGCUUGGCCAUGUGGUAAAACUCAAGGCUGAGACGUCGCAGGAGGAUGCGGCGCAGUUAGCGAGGAUGGCAUCUUUCAUCGGACUGCAAGCCUCCGGAGACAACAGGAGGGAUGCGGUGGCUGUGGGCGAUGCCAUCUUGGACCUGGUGAAACGGCUCGACUUGAAGACGACCUUGACUGAGAAGGGUGUCGGCAAGGAUCAGGUUCCUGUCAUUGUCAAGACGGCGACAAGGCAGGAGAGCGGGCCGGUGUACGACAAAGUGAAGGAGCUUGUGGAGGGUUUGUACUAG
Molecule: messenger RNA, 1173 nt
Organism: Baudoinia panamericana UAMH 10762
Lineage: Eukaryota; Fungi; Ascomycota; Dothideomycetes; Mycosphaerellales; Teratosphaeriaceae
Exons: 2
Coding region: 1-1173 (390 amino acids)
Cellular component (GO): mitochondrion
Molecular function (GO): metal ion binding; alcohol dehydrogenase (NAD+) activity
Source: RefSeq, a predicted model, not a curated record